AUGUUGCGAAAUAUUAACGCAAAGAAAUUGCUUUUGUUGCUACUGUUGGCGCAUGUCUUGAGCUGUAGCACAAUUGAGCUGCUGGAGCAGAACAGCAAUGAACUGUUAGAAUUAAAGGAAAUGAACUCAACCGAAACCAAUAAAACUAUUCCCUUGGCAGCUGCAAGCAAUGCGGUACUACGACAAUACCCACCACAAUUUACUGGUCCCAUUGGAGGCGGUGGUGGUAUCGGUGGGGGUUUCAACGGUCUUGGCGGCGGUGCUGGUGGGGGUUUAAACGGUCUCGGCGGCUGCCCGCUCUGUGAUGCUUCUGUUUAUAGCUACUGUUCGCACAAAAUGUUGCACGAUGACUGCUGUUGCAAUUAUCCGGUGCCACAACUGCGCCCACCUCAAUGUUAUUACAUCGACUGCGCGCUGUUAUAUGCAAAAUCAUGUUAUGAACACUCGCUGAUCACGAACUGCUGCUGUAAUAACCCAUACUGA
Messenger RNA from Anastrepha obliqua, 483 nucleotides. Its product is annotated as small cysteine and glycine repeat-containing protein 4. The record is from RefSeq and is a predicted model, not a curated record. The coding region runs from base 1 to 483 and encodes 160 amino acids. NCBI's taxonomy places the organism in Eukaryota, Metazoa, Arthropoda, Insecta, Diptera, Tephritidae. The transcript has 4 exons.